Styela clava is the source of this 1696-nucleotide messenger RNA. Lineage: Eukaryota; Metazoa; Chordata; Ascidiacea; Stolidobranchia; Styelidae. The record is from RefSeq and is a predicted model, not a curated record.
CUAAAUUCUGAAGAAGACCCAGCCGUGUCGAUAUUGGGCUGCGAUACUGUUUUCAAUUCACUCAGUUCUUCGAGAGAUCACAUUUCGCAAUUUUUGCCCUUCAAUAUUUUCGCAGCGUUGCGAGUCGAGUUUCUUUUAUUUUAAUCGUGCGACGUUGCAUAGUAGAUCUUUUGCUUAGUCACGCUUAGUCAACUGUUUCGGCCGCAGUUUAAAGACCAACACGCAAAAAGGCGUUACCACUUCAAGAUCGACGUUACAUUGGACUGUGCACAGUACAACCGCCUAGUUAUACAGCUAUUGAAUAAAAUGUCUACAUCUAAUAUGAAGCGUUUGUCUACUGGGUCUAAUAUACCAAUGCUUGGACUAGGGACGUGGAAAUCCCAACCAGGUGAAGUUAAAGCCGCCGUUGAGACUGCUAUUGAUGAGGGAUAUAGGCAUAUUGACUGCGCAUUACUGUAUGAUAACGAAAACGAAGUGGGGGAGGCAAUUGAAAUCAAAAUCAAAGAAGGAAAGGUUAAAAGGGAAGACCUUUUCAUCACUACCAAACUCUGGUCAACUUAUUACAGAAAAGUACGUGAAGGUUUUGAUAAAAGUCUACGUCGUUUGAAACUAGAGUAUGUUGAUUUGUACAUGUUACACUGGCCGUUCGCUCUGCAGUUCACGACAGAAAAAGAUUUUUUUCCUGUUGAUGAUCAGGGUAAUGCUAAGUUAGAUGAAGACAUUGACUACAUCGAGGUAUACAGAGAAAUCGAAAAAUUGCAAAAAAAAGGACUAACGAAGGCUAUUGGUUUGAGCAGUUUCAAUGAAUAUCAGAUCGAUCGAAUUUUCAAAGAAGUCGAUAUCAAGCCGGCCGUUCAUCAGUUUGAAAUACAUCCUUAUCUUGACCAGGAAAGCCUUGUAAAACACAGCCAAUCUAAAGGAAUGGUUGUUACAGGCUAUAGUACAUUCGGUUCUCCAGAUCGACCAUGGGCACAGCCAGGAGAUCCUACGUUGCUGGACAACCCAGAGCUUCAAAAUAUAGCAGAUAAAUACGGCAAAACUGUUGCGCAGGUUCUACUAAGAUACCAGUUACAACGCGAUAUUGUCGUCAUACCUAAAAGUGUAACAGCCAGUCGAAUCAAAAGCAACGCAGCUGUGUUUGAUUUCAAUCUGGAGAAGGAAGAUAUGACCAGAAUAAAAAAAUUCAACCGUAACUGGCGUGCAGUAUCCGUACCUGCCUUUACUCCCCACAAAUAUUACCCUUUCAAAGAAAAGUAUACAGAAUAAACUUUCAGUUGUUUUCAUUGGGUAUAUAUUCGUUGCGCUGUAGUCAGUAUUCACCAUUAGUGAAUAGUAGUUUGAUUUCUAUUAUUAUUACAUUAUGAGUGUAUUAUUUUGGCUGAAGUAGGUUAACAGUUAUCCUUAGGUAUUAAUUCAAUAACUGUUAACCUAUUUUGGCCCACUCCGUAUAAUUAUAUAUAUAUAUAUAUAUAUAUACACAAUGUCGCUCUUGUAACGAUUGCACGGAACAAUACAUCAAACCAUUAAUUAAAGACUGUUAUUCAGUAGAGCGUCUACCAUCAUCUAUGAAUGUUAGGGUGCAACCAAUGUGUGUAAUUCAAUCUACCUGAGUGAGAUUCUGGUAUUUCAAACGCACUAAAUCAAACUUGGUCAAUAGUUUUCGAAAACAAUAACGCAAUGUUUAAAUACGUGAGCA